UGAGAUGAUGUAGUCUUCAGUGCUGCUGCAAUGAAAGGAUGACCCUCGAUGCACUCGACCCCACACUACUACCGGCUUAGAUGGAGUCUGUUCACUAGCUGGAAAACCAACCGCAGCUAGUUUCGCGUGUUUGUAACCUCUGAAACUUGCUUACAAUGCUACUUCGCUGGAUCGUUUCCUCCAACUCCAGGAAUGCAGUGUCUUGGUAAAGUUCAACAUGUACUCGACAGACCUUACGUGAAUGGCUAGGUCUCCUAAUGGUCAACCACCCCGUAUGCUAGCUCCCGUGCUCGGUCUGGGCAAUCAAUUCCAGUUCACUGGUUCAACAUGGGCCUAUUCCAAAGGUCAGGGAUCUGAUAUGGCUCUUGACCUUUCUUGUCUCUCGGUUGCCACAAUCCUGCAAUACAUCUCCAGUGCUCCAGCCGCUUAUAGUGCACGUUACCUCGCCGCGCCAAUGCCAACUAUAUGGAUGACAUGGGCAGCUGUGGUGCUCCGCGCCUUGUGACGACACCCAACCCUGUCAGCCUUUAGAUAUAAGUGCCUUGUCUCUCCGUCCCAACUCGGAUUCUCUAAGCAUCUUGUUGACUGUGUCUUCACCACUUAGAUUUCAAAAUGCGGUUCCAGACGUUCCUAACGGGUGUAAUCACCCUCGCCUUGAGUGUAAAUGCAUACUGGCUUGAAGACGUAAAGCACCAAGGUGUUGCACCUUUCGGUGGUGAUGGAUAUACGGUUUUCCGUAACGUGAAGGACUUCGGUGCUAAAGGUGAUGGAACAACAGAUGAUACUGCUGCUAUCACUAAGGCCAUGAACACACCUGACAAUAGGUGCUUACAAGGAUGCGCCUCCUCCACUACUAAGCCAGCAGUUGUCUACUUCCCAUCAGGAACCUACUUAAUCUCGUCAUCUAUUGUCCCUCCUUACUUUACGCAGAUGGUCGGCGACCCGACCAACCGCCCUGUAUUAAAAGCCACCAGCAACUUCCAGGGUUUUGGUUUGAUUGACGGCAACCCGUACUACACCGAGAACUUGAACUGGAUAUCGACGAAUGUAUUCUAUCGCCAAGUACGAAACUUUGUCAUCGAUACCACUGGUAUCGCACCAGGCACCCCAGCAACCGGCAUGCACUGGCCGACUUCCCAGGCGACCAGUCUUAUCAAUGUCGAGUUCAACAUGCCGACCGACCCAAGCGUCGUCCACGUCGGUUUAUUCAUUGAGAGCGGAUCUGGUGGUUUCAUGAGUGACUUGACCUUUAACGGUGGUGCUACAGGAGCAUCUAUGGGUAACCAGCAAUACACUAUGAGAAACAUUACCUUCAACAACGCUCAGACUGCCAUCAUUCAACUUUGGAACUGGGGAUGGACUUAUAUUGGACUGAACAUCAACAACUGCCAGAAGGGUAUUAACAUUACCGCUACCGGCGACUCUGGGCUCAACGUCGGCUCCCUCACGGUUAUCGACAGCACAUUCAAGGAUACCCCUGUCGGUAUCACGACCGCGUGGCAGACCGGGUCUAAGCCUGCAACCGCAGCAAGCAUGAUCAUCGAGAACUUGAACCUCCAGAACGUCCCUGUCGCAGUUGAGGGUCCUGGUAGUUCGACAUUACUUGCAGGUGGCACGAAGACGAUUACCGGAUGGGGACAGGGUCACCAGUACACUCCCAAUGGACCAAACACAUUCCAAGGAGAUAUUACCCCUAACGACCGACCUUCGGCUCUUCAGGCCGACAGCGUGUUUUACUCCCGAUCAAAACCUCAAUAUGAGAGCCUUACUGUGUCUGAUAUCGUGAGCGCUCGAACCUCUGGUGCCAAGGGUGACUCCACAACCGAUGAUACCGCAGCACUUCAAUCUGCCAUCAACAGCGCUGCUUCCGGCGGAAAGGUUCUCUUCCUCGACUUCGGUAUCUACAAAGUCACCGACACUCUGAUCAUUCCAGACGGCGCGAAGAUUGUCGGAGAAGGCUAUCCCAUCAUCGUAGCAAGUGGUGCCAAGUUUGGCGACAUGAGCAACCCGAAGCCUCUAUUGCAGGUCGGAGCUAAGUCAGGCGAUGCUGGUCAAGUAGAGUUUUCGGACUUUGUCGUCGGAUCUCAAGGAGCAGCGCCCGGUGCUACUCUUAUCGAGUGGAACCUGGCCUCCAAGGCCGAUACUCCUAGCGGAAUGUGGGAUGUCCAUGCUCGUGUUGGUGGAUUCCAGGGCUCGGACUUCCAGGUUGCCCAGUGCCUGAAGCAACCCGGGUCUAGCACUGUGAACACAAACUGCAUCGGAGCUUACAUGCUGAUGCACGUUACACCAUCGGCAAGUAACUUGUACAUGGAGAACACAUGGUUAUGGACAGCCGACCACGAUAUUGAGGAUUCCAACAACACCCAGAUCACCGUUUACGCUGGCAGGGGUCUUUACAUCGAGUCAACCGUCGGUAACUUCUGGCUUGUCGGAACCGCCGUCGAACACAACAAUCUUUACAACUACCAAUUCGCCAACACGAAGAACAUCUUCGCCAGCAUGCUCCAGACAGAGACGCCGUACUACCAACCCACGCCCGAUGCCACCGUACCUUUCCCCGUAGUUGCAGCUCUCAAGGACCCCGAUUUCAAGACCUCUUGCUCUGGUGUUUCAGGAAACUGCGCCAACGCAUGGGGUUUACGAAUUAUCGACUCCACAGACAUUUACAUCUACGGAGCCGGUCACUACUCGUUCUUCAAUAACUACAGUACUACUUGCUCCACGGUAGAGGCUGGUGAAAACUGCCAAUCCCGAAUCGUCUCGCUCGAAGGCUCGACAUCCAAUGUCAACAUUUACGCCCUCAAUACGAUCGGCUCGCUAAGCAUGAUCGAUAAAGACGGCACGAGCUUGGCGAAGUGGCAAGACAACCAGAACGUCUUCCCAUCGAAUGUCAUGCUGUUCAGGACAGGUUAGGACCCGUCUGAACGCUUAUAUAUGUCGGCAGGAACGUCGUUUUUACAUGGUUAUCUGGGUUAUGGGAGAAUCGAGGCUAGGUCUUCGGGGCAUAUCAUGGGACUUGCAUAUUUUUCGCUGUAUAUCCUUUCGCUUUUUGCGUAAAUACCUAUUCUUUCAUGUAUAUAGUAGGUGAAAUUUUGGACUAGGUAGUAGGUAGGCUCGAAUCGAAUUUAGCGUUUUGAACAAUUUUCGAAAAUAUUUCGCCUUUUCUCUCUCCCUCUACACGUGGUGUCCGAAAUCUCCAUCAACCUUCCAGCGAAUAUCCCACCUCGCCGCUCUCGCGCCCCAAUUUCACCAACCGCGCGCGCAUUCCUUCGGCCCUGUCCCUGUGCCUUUCAGGCAAUCCACUGAAAUCGCAUCCAUCCACCCACUGCAAUU
Messenger RNA from Annulohypoxylon maeteangense, 3333 nucleotides. RefSeq names its product glycoside hydrolase family 55 protein. The transcript has 6 exons. Lineage: Eukaryota; Fungi; Ascomycota; Sordariomycetes; Xylariales; Hypoxylaceae. The record is from RefSeq and is a predicted model, not a curated record. Gene Ontology annotation, molecular function: polygalacturonase activity. The coding region runs from base 613 to 2913 and encodes 766 amino acids.